Messenger RNA from Rosa chinensis, 942 nucleotides. Its product is annotated as 40S ribosomal protein S7. Gene Ontology annotation, biological process: translation; ribosomal small subunit biogenesis; rRNA processing. Gene Ontology annotation, molecular function: structural constituent of ribosome. Lineage: Eukaryota; Viridiplantae; Streptophyta; Magnoliopsida; Rosales; Rosaceae. Bases 156 to 731 code for a protein of 191 amino acids. The record is from RefSeq and is a predicted model, not a curated record. Gene Ontology annotation, cellular component: cytosolic small ribosomal subunit; 90S preribosome; ribosome. The transcript is spliced from 6 exons.
CUUGGAGGCCCAGUCGCCCUGUCCAUACCAUUUUUAUUCCAACGACUCGCUAGGGUUUCUCUCAUCCGCCGAACAAAGAGUUACAGGGUUUUGAGACUCGAAGCACGCCUCUCUCUCCCCAGCUCUCGAUUCCUCUCCUGUCAGGUUUGUCUAAGAUGUUUACUUCAAGGAAGAAGAUUCACAAGGAUAAGGAUGCCGAGCCGACCGAGUUUGAAGAGUCGGUUGCGCAAGCACUUUUCGAUUUGGAGAACACUAACCAGGAGCUGAAAAGUGAGCUGAAGGAUCUAUAUAUAAAUUCAGCAGUUCAAGUUGAUGUUGCUGGAAACAGGAAGGCUGUUGUUGUCCAUGUACCCUAUAGACUGAGGAAGGCUUACCGCAAGAUCCAUGUUCGUCUUGUGAGGGAGCUUGAGAAGAAGUUCAGCGGAAAGGAUGUUAUCCUGAUUGCUACACGUAGGAUCGUGAGGCCUCCAAAGAAAGGUUCUGCUGUUCAACGGCCCCGCACUCGCACACUAACUGCUGUCCACGAGGCUAUGUUGGAGGAUGUUGUCUCUCCUGCUGAGAUUGUCGGAAAGCGCACCAGAUAUCGUCUUGAUGGGUCAAAGAUAAUGAAGGUGUUUUUGGACCCCAAGGAGCGAAACAACACAGAAUACAAGCUGGAGAGCUUCUCUGCAGUUUAUCGGAAGCUGUCGGGCAGAGAUGUUGUGUUUGAGUAUCCUAUUACUGAGGCCUAGAAGUAUUUUGUAAUAUGGCACCUUUUAAGAAACCUUUCCAUUUUUUGUUUUUAUUCUCUGAAAACUGGAUUUCGUCGAAGACAAUUUUAAAAUUUUGAUAUCAAGGACGUGAUCUUGUAUGCUUUUGUUAAGGUUUUGCUUGUUACUAUCAUGUUAAGGAUGUGCCUGUGUUUCAUUCAAAUGUUGAGUCUGUAUCAGGAUUUUGGACUGC